GGAGCGCGCCCGUCAGGAAGUGACGUGUCGAGGAGAGCCAGAGGAAGUUUGUGCGGGCGCAGGGAGAGAAAGUUUCCCCGGAGCUGAGACGCUUGGAGCGGGAAGAAUCCAGACGGAGCCGCCGCUGCUGCACCGGAGCUCACCAGCCGAAAAAACGCGUCGAGCGGCGGGUGGAUGUGGUUUGGGGCUGCGGUGGAUCCGUGUGUCCGUGUGAUCGUCUGCCUCUCCGCCGAGGGAUGGGGAAGGAGCAGGAGCUGCUGGAGGCGGCGCGCACUGGGAAUCUGGCCGCCGUUGAGAAGCUCCUGUCCGGGAAGCGGCAAUCGGCCGGCUCGGGCUCCGCCGGUGGAGCGGGAUCCUCCGGGAAUGUGGGUACUGGCGGACACAGCUCUUCCCAUACGCUCUCCAGUCUGCUCAGUAUCUGGAGGGGCCCGAAUGUGAACUGCGUGGACAGCACUGGAUACACUCCUCUACACCACGCGGCUCUAAACGGACACAGUGAGGUUGUGGAGCUGCUUCUGCGUAAUGAAGCUCUGACGAACAUCGCUGAUAAUAAAGGCUGCUUCCCUCUGCAUCUGGCGGCCUGGAAAGGAGACCAGCGCAUCGUCAAAAUGCUCAUCCAUCAGGGGCCAUCGCACCCUAAACUCAACGAACAGAGUUCUGUAGAUGAGUUCAAACGCUGCGGCCCAUUUGACCCCUAUAUUAAUGCCAAGAAUAAUGAUAACGAGACGGCGCUGCACUGUGCGUCUCAGUACGGACACACAGCGGUGGUGCAUCUGCUGCUGGAGGAGCUGACCGACCCCACCAUGAGGAACAAUAAGUUCGAGACGCCGCUGGAUCUGGCGGCGCUGUACGGCCGGCUGGAGGUGGUCAAACUCCUGCUGAGCGCGCACCCAAAUCUGCUCAGCUCCAACACCAGAAAACACACACCGCUGCAUCUGGCGGCCCGCAACGGACACCUGCCUGCGGUGGAGGUGCUGCUGGCGGCCGGAGUGGACAUCAACUACCAGACAGAGAAAGGCAGUGCCCUUCAUGAAGCAGCUCUGUUUGGAAAGACAGAAGUGGUGCAAAAACUGCUCAAAGCAGGUAUAGAUGUGAAUAUCGUGGACAGUAAGAAUCUGACAGCGCUGGACACUGUUAGAGACAUGCCCUCGCAGAAGAGUCGACAGAUCGCUGGACUCAUACAAGCUCAUAUGAGCGGCUGUCCUGCAGACUUCAGUCUUCCUCCUCCACCAGUGCCUCCUCCUCAAGACGGACUCAGCCCCAAGAGAAAAGGAGAAGUGAAGCAGCAGCAGCAGCAGCAGCAGAUGAGUGAGCUGGUGUCUGCUGCAGCUCAGUCUCCAGUGGAGGAGUCUCCAUAUGAAGCUCUGUUUGAGGCUCUGUCCUCCUGCCACUCUCUGGACAGCCUGACCAGCGGGAAAUCCUCCGACAGAGACUCCGGACGGCCCGACAGCGACGCCGGCAAGAAAGAGCGUCCUCCAGCUCAGAGUCAACCGGCUCUAGAAGAGGAUCUCAGCUCAGAGGCGAUUUACACUAACAGCAGUGUGGAUGAGCGAAUCGAGCCUCUGGAAGAGGAGGAUCACACAUACGAGCUGCUGGUCACUGCACAGACCAAAACUCCCAACAACACACACAACAAAACUGAUGUGGAGGUCUCUGCAAAGUCUUCCAACAGUGUCCUACCUCAGCGAAAGACCGCCGCACACAUCGACCUGCGACCUCCAGUGUCCGACACACACACACUGCAGCCGCCUGCACCUGCGUUCAGCUCCGACAUCAGCUCUGGCGUUCCUGAGCAGUUCACUGGUCUUCUUCACGGCUCCUCGCCGGUUCUGGACUGUCGGGAAAUUUCCGGUGAGAUUCCGGUUUCCGAGACUCUUCCCAAACCGGCGCUGAUCAUGGAAGCCCUCCUGCAGGACACCGACCCCAAAGCCAUCUACGCCACGGUGCACAAAGAGCCCAGGGAUUCGCCCAAACGCAGCUCUCCGGCGCGCGAUCCUGCGGUGACCAGGAGGAAGCCUCCGCCGCGGGAUCUCCAGCUAGCACGUAGCCUUUCCAAAUCCGACUCUGACCUGCUGGUGUCGCCGCCGGGGGAAGAAGACGUGGGAUUGGUUGGUCGAAGUGAGUCGGUGUCAAACUGCAGCAUCAGUAAGAGAAGGCUGGAAAAAUCACCUUCCUUCACUUCGGAGUGGGACGAGAAACAAAGACAUUCUCUUGUUAUCCCAUGGAGACAUCGGCCGCCACAAAGAAUUGAGAAGAUCAUGACUCUGAUUGGUGCUGGCAUUGACUUCUCCAAAGACCAGGACUGCUCAGGUGGAUCUGGGAGGCUUCUGGAGCAGCCGGUUGGGGAUUGGCUGGAGCAUAUAGGCCUUCCGCAGUACGAGAGCAAACUACUGCUCAACGGAUUCGAUGACCUGCGCUACAUGGGGAACGAUGUAAUGGAAGAGCAAGAUCUGAGAGAAAUCGGCAUCACAGAUCCUGGACAUCGCAGAAAGAUCCUCAGCGCCGCUCGCUCUUUACCCAAGGUGAAGGCGUUGGGUUGUGACGGCAGCUCAUCUCUGGCUGCGUGGCUGGAUCUUCUGGGUCUUCAGGAGUACCUGCACAACUUCCUGUCUAGCGGAUAUCGAACACUGGAGUGUGUGAAAAACCUGUGGGAGCUGGAGAUCGUCAAUGUGCUAAAGAUCACAUUAUUGGGCCACAGGAAACGCAUCAUCGCAUCACUCGCUGAACGGCCCUAUGAGGAGCCUCCAGUCAAACCACCGCGCCUCUCUCAGAUCAGAUGUCAGGAUCUGGUGUCUCAGACGUCGUCUCCUCUCAGUCAUUCAGACUCCUACACUCGCUCUAUGGACCCGCUUUUACCUGCAGGGGAUUCUGGGAAGAGGAGAGGGCCGGAUUCAGAGUACGAUCUGGCCGUCCGGCAGCGGCCCAAUGACAGGCCGCAGACACAGGAGCGAUAUGAGGACCGGCAGCGUCUGACCCUGCGGCCCCCGAGUCUGGCAGCCCCAUACACCCCCGUCCAGAACUGGCACCAUCAACCCGAGAAGCUGAUCUUUGAGGCCUGCAGUUACGAGGCCAAUUAUCUGGGCUCGAUGCUCAUUAAAGAGCUCAGAGGAACGGAGUCGACGCAGGACGCCUGUGCUAAAAUGAGGAGGUCGACAGAACAGAUGAAGAAGAUCCCCACUAUCGUCCUCUCCAUCACAUACAAGGGCGUGAAGUUCAUUGAUGCUGCCAAUAAGAACAUCAUAGCAGAGCAUGAGAUCAGGAACAUCUCGUGUGCGGCUCAGGACCCGGAGGAUCUCUGCACCUUCGCCUACAUCACUAAAGAUCUGCUGAGCAGCCAUCAUUACUGCCACGUCUUCAGCACCGUCGACGUGAACCUGACCUAUGAGAUCAUCCUGACGCUGGGACAGGCGUUUGAAGUGGCCUAUCAGCUGGCACUGCAGGCCCAGAGGAGCCGCCAGCAGCAGAGUUCAGCCGGAGCAGCAGAACUCAUCGAGACCAAGAGCAGCAGACCCGUCCCCAAACCACGGGCCAGCAUGCGCAAGUCUGGGGUGGAGGCGAUGGAUGUGGACGCUCCCGGUCAGAGUAGCGCUUCCUGGAUCCUGGACUCCAAAGACCCCAAACGCACCGUCAGCACCAACUGACCACUGUGUCGGAUGCCAAACUCAAAAGAAGGUUGGGAUGCCAAUGACAGCGUGGAUGAAAAAUCACUUGUGUUACGUGUGUGAGUGUGUGUUUAUGUAGAUAUACUGUAUGUAAGUGUCUCUCUCACACACACAGGGAAAUCAAACCUCCAUCCGUCAGCAGGUUUUCAUCUCAUACACACGAGCCAAAGGCACACAAAGUGUCCCGUCCGCACGCUAUUUUAACACAAGCUCUCCCUCUGCACAACAUCUUGCUUUUACACUGCAAAAAUGCAAGGAUUGUGUCUUAUUUUUAGCCCAAAUAUCUAAACAUGUCUAAAUCAAGAAGAAUUUUCUAGACUAGCACUGAAUAUAGUGUUGUUUUUACAAAUACUGAGUCCAAAUGAAGAGAGUUUCUCAUUAAAACAAGCAGAAUAAUCUGAAAAUGGGGUUGUUUUAAGGAGAAACUCACUUCAUUUCAGCAUAUUAACUCUUAAAACAACACUAUAUGUUUUGCUUGUCUAAAAAAUGCUUCUUGAUUUAAGAGUUGUUAGACAUUUGGACUCGACACAGGACUGAAAAUGUUUUGCAGUGUAUGAGAUGUCAGUUUUGGAACACUGGAAACGAGCGUCAGUCUCUAUAUUCUCUAUUAGAGGCAGUGUUUUGCUUUGUUUUGAUUGCGAAUCGACAAGUUACACACUUGUUUCUCCUGUAACUUCAGACAAACGGACGCUCUUUCAUCCUUCAAAGUGCAGAUGAUUCGGUCUUGUUUGAUAAACUCCUAAAGAUAAAGCAGUUAGUCAGAAAACACUGAUUUCAGCUCAGCAGAACUGAUUUAAGAGUUCAAUUUUGUCUUCUGAUGUCCAGUUACUGAAAUACUCCACUUUAUUUUGGAAAUAGACUCAUAUUACAGCCCUCCUACAGUUAAACACUUGAGUUUUAUCAUGUUUGAGUCCUUUCAGCCAAUCUCUGGGUCUGGUUGGAUCACUUUUAGCUUAGCUUAGCAUAAAUCAUUGAAUCGGAUUAGACCGUUAGCAUCUCACUUUUAAAAAUAAAAUGAGUUUCAGCACUUUUCCUAUUUACAGCUUGACUCUUCUGUAGUUACAUCAUGUACUGAGAGUGACAAUGAUAUUAUGCAGAGCUUUUACCUAGUUUACCUGCUUAUCUUUAGGUCCUGCAUAUUAUAAUUGCACCGCUUUAGCCAGGGUACGACAGCAACGUUCCUUGAUUAAUACGCCAGAACGAGAUUAUAGUUGCUAGCCAUAUUGACCUAGAAAAUAGCAACUUUUCUUUUCCCAUCAGUCUUAGUGCACGAUGUGACUACAGAAGACUCAAGCUUUAUCUAGGAAAAUUAUACAUUUAUUCAGUGAGAUGCUAAUGGUCUAAUCCGAUUCAAUGAUUUAUGCUAAGCUAAAAAUGUUCGUGCUAAACCCCAGCUGAAUGGAUUAAAAAUGUUAAAACUCAACUAUUUAACUGUAGAAGAGCUGUAAAAUGAGACUAUUUCCAAAAAUAAAUAAAGAAAUGGGUUUCCUUUAACAACAAUCCAUCCAUAAAAUGAGAUAUUGGAUUUUACUGUCAGUAUUUCAAGUCCGGUUAAAGUACAGAUGUUUUUACAAUAUGGGCUAGAAAUUUCAAGCAUUGUCAGCUAUGGUGUGAUCAUUUUAAUAGGAAAUCUUUGGGGACAGAUACUGUCAUGGGAGCUAUAUUAUGUGUUGUGAUGUCUUACGGUACACUAUGAUGAUCAGUUAAUAAGUGAGAAUGGUACAGUCCAGAUCUUGCUACUUGUAGUGACUUACACGUAUACUGUGAUUCCUAACACAAAACCAUGGGUUAAUGUGACACUACAAACAACGGAGAGUUGUUUUAUUUUCAUUACAUGUAGAGUUUCUCUCUUUCUUUACGAUGAUUACAUUGCAGAAAGCAGGCUUUGUCUAAAUAAAUAUACAGCAUAUAAACAGAUGAAAAGGUCCAGAGUUAGAAUUAGCAUACCUGUAUGUCAUGGACAAGCCUGCCUUUUGUUUAUCUGUAGAUAUGAAUGCAUAAUAAUGAGGUGUAGAUGGGAAAUAUUCCUGUAUACAGUACGUUUAGCCUUAGUUUACUCCGAUUUUAAGUCUGGUACUUUUUAUUUGUAUGAUUUUUCUUGAUUUAUUUUAAACAUGGUACAUUAAUAAUGGGUACAGUGCUAAAUACAAGCAGAUGCUAAUGCUAGCACCUGUAACAUCCGCAGUGUUUGCACAACUAAUCACGUUAGCGAAUACACGUUUGGAUCAUAGUCAUGGCUAGAUGAUGAGAAUAUCAACAAUAAGGAUCUGUACAGUAAUCCUGGGUGGUGUGUCUUUUGAUACUUGAAUGAUUCUGCUUUUAUAGAUCUCUCUCUCUCUCUCUCUCUCUCUCUGUAUAUGUAUAUGUAUGUACUGUAUGUAUUUUGUUUGCUUUCUGGUCCUGUUGUCGUCACAUCUAGAGAGGAACGUCUUUUUAAAGCUCAACAUAUCAUGAUGCGAGACUGACGACGGUAUCUCUGAGAGACACAGAAUCAAAGAGAACGAUUGUAAAUAAUCCUGGGCUUCCAGUCUUUUUUAUGAUUAUUAUUUUUCAUAAUUGUACAUCCAAUAAAUGAAGAGAUGCUA
Molecule: messenger RNA, 6247 nt
Organism: Danio aesculapii
Lineage: Eukaryota; Metazoa; Chordata; Actinopteri; Cypriniformes; Danionidae
Gene: anks1aa
Product: ankyrin repeat and SAM domain-containing protein 1A
Exons: 28
Coding region: 237-3641 (1134 amino acids)
Cellular component (GO): cytosol
Molecular function (GO): protein binding
Source: RefSeq, a predicted model, not a curated record